GACACAUAUUUUACAAAGAAUAUUGAAAAAUUCUCUAUGCUUUCUCAUUUAAUGUCAUCAUUAUGGGUGUACCAAAAUUCUAUAGAUGGGUUAGCGAAAGAUACCCGUGUCUCAGUGAAACUGUUAAGGAAUUCCAGAUUCCUGAAUUUGACAACUUGUAUUUGGACAUGAAUGGAAUCAUUCAUGUUUGUUCACAUCCUGAAGAUGACAACCCUCACUUCAGAAUCACAGAGGAGAAAAUCUUUAAAGAUAUCUUUCAUUACUUAGAGUUUUUGUUCCGAAUCAUUAAACCUAGGAAAGUUUUUUUCAUGGCGAUUGAUGGAGUGGCACCAAGAGCCAAAAUGAACCAACAGAGAGGAAGACGAUUUAGAUCGGCUCGAGAAGCUGAGCUCCUGGAGAAAAAAGCCCGAGAAUCCGGAGAGACCCUCCCGACAGAAAAGAGGUUCGAUUCUAACUGCAUCACUCCAGGUACAGAGUUCAUGGUAAAGCUACAGGAACAGUUGAAGUAUUUUGUCACCAGUAAAGUCUCCAGUGAUCCUUUGUGGCAUGGAGUGAAUGUGUAUUUGUCUGGACAUGAGACUCCAGGAGAGGGGGAACACAAGGUUAUGGACUUCAUCAGAUGUCAGAAAUCUAAACCUGGCUACGACCCAAAUACCCGACACUGUCUGUAUGGACUGGAUGCUGAUCUGAUGAUGCUAGGGUUGGCCACACAUGAGCCACAUUUCUCACUGUUGAGAGAAGAAGUCAGAUUUGGAGGAAAGAAAGAUAAAAACAAGAGACCUGCCACCCCUGAGGAAACCACCUUUCAUCUUCUACAUCUCUCUUUGUUCAGGGAGUACCUGGAUUUUGAAUUCGCUGCCCUCAAGGGUAAACUGCCCUUUGGUUAUGACUUGGAGAAGAUCAUAGAUGACUGGAUUUUGAUGGGGUUCCUGGUGGGAAACGACUUUAUCCCCCAUCUCCCCCACCUCCACAUACAACAUGAUGCCCUCCCCACUCUCUGGAAAACCUACAUGACCAUCCUCCCAGAAUGUGGAGGGUACAUGAAUGAAGGUGGCCAUUUGAACCUUGAGAGAUUUGAGAAGUUUAUGAAUGAACUAGCAAAGUAUGACGUGGAUAAAUUCAGUGAAGUAUUCACUGACCUGAAAUGGUUUGAAGGAAAGAAGCUGGAAAAGUCAGAAAAAGAGCCACAGGUGGAACAAACUAGAAAGAAUAAGAAAGAGAGUACAAACCAGUUCUUGUUAUUAGAAUCUCUUGAUAAUGACGCAGAGGAGACUGGACCUUCCCAACCAAGCACAAGUCAAG
Saccostrea cuccullata (small rock oyster) is the source of this 1302-nucleotide messenger RNA. RefSeq names its product 5'-3' exoribonuclease 1-like. Lineage: Eukaryota; Metazoa; Mollusca; Bivalvia; Ostreida; Ostreidae. Gene Ontology annotation, molecular function: exonuclease activity; nucleic acid binding. The transcript has 12 exons. The annotation marks the transcript as partial. The record is from RefSeq and is a predicted model, not a curated record.